Molecule: messenger RNA, 2004 nt
Organism: Ipomoea nil (Japanese morning glory)
Lineage: Eukaryota; Viridiplantae; Streptophyta; Magnoliopsida; Solanales; Convolvulaceae
Product: AP2-like ethylene-responsive transcription factor PLT1
Exons: 10
Coding region: 199-1884 (561 amino acids)
Biological process (GO): regulation of DNA-templated transcription
Molecular function (GO): DNA binding; DNA-binding transcription factor activity
Source: RefSeq, a predicted model, not a curated record
UCCCCUUUUUCACCUCUUCUCCUCUCUCUCCCUCAUACUAUUCCUUUUUUCUUCAAGUAUAACACACUUCCAGAGAGAGAGAGAGAGUGUGUGAGAGGAGUAUAGUCUUGAGGACUAUUUAUGAUUUUGUAGGGUAUUGAUUUCAUAGAAGGAAUUAAAUCUUAGAAGAAAUCUAUAUAUCCCAGAGAGAAGAGAUUAAUGGGCUCCAUGAAUUCCAACAACUGGCUUUCUUUCCCCCUCUCUCCUUCUCAGGCUGCUGCCCAGUCUCAUCACUUCUCUGUAGGGUUAGUCAAUGAUAGUCUUGAUACUUCUUUCCAAAAUCCAGAGUGGAAUUUGAUUAGCACCCAAGGGAGCAAUGAGGUGCCCAAGGUUGCUGAUUUCCUAGGGGUUGGCAAGGUGGAUAGCAACCAACCGGAUUUAGUCUCCUACAAUGACAUCCAAGCAAAUGAACCGGACUAUCUCUUCUCGAGUAACGCCGGCGGUCUGAUGCCGGUCCAAACCGGCGUGACGGUGGCCGCCGGGCCGGGCGGCUUCGAGCUUCAAGAGAGCAACGCGUGUAAUAUGCAGUCAUUGACGCUGUCUAUGGGGACGAGUGGAAAAGAGUUGGCCACUCAUGCUAGCCCUAGUGGUAAUGCCACGGCUAGUGGUAGCGCUGAAAAUAGUAACACAAGUAUAGUGGAAGCGGCUACUCCUAGAAGGGCCUUGGAUACUUUUGGACAAAGAACAUCCAUUUAUAGAGGUGUAACAAGGCAUAGAUGGACAGGAAGGUAUGAAGCUCAUCUGUGGGAUAAUAGUUGCAGGAGGGAAGGGCAAUCACGAAAGGGUCGUCAAGUGUAUUUGGGUGGAUACGAUAAGGAGGAGAAAGCAGCUAGGGCUUAUGAUCUUGCUGCAUUAAAAUACUGGGGAACUUCUACAACUACUAAUUUCCCAAUCAGUAACUAUGAGAAAGAAGUGGAGGAGAUGAAACACAUGACUAGACAAGAAUUUGUAGCUGCAAUCAGAAGAAAGAGUAGUGGAUUCUCCAGAGGUGCAUCUAUGUAUCGCGGAGUAACAAGGCAUCAUCAGCAUGGACGAUGGCAGGCCAGAAUUGGGAGGGUUGCUGGCAACAAAGACCUCUACUUGGGAACUUUCAGCACUGAAGAGGAAGCCGCGGAGGCAUACGACAUAGCGGCGAUAAAGUUCCGGGGUCUAAACGCCGUGACGAACUUCGACAUGAGCCGCUACGACGUGAAAGCCAUUCUGGAAAGCAACACCCUCCCCAUCGGCGGAGGCGCCGCCAAGCGCCUCAAGGAAGCGCAAGCCCUAGAAUCCUCCCGGAAGCGCGACCAAGAAAUGCUGGCUCUCAACUCCAGUUUCCACUACGGCGCCGCCACGGGACCCAUGCAUGCCGCCGCCGCCGCCGCAGCCGCAGCAUCCUAUCCCCUCAUGCAACCCUUCGACGCCCAGCCGCUGCUCACCCUACAAAACCAAGAUUUCUCUCACUACGCCGCCGCCCAAGAAUCGCCCUACUCCUACAUCCAAACGCACCUUCAACUCCAUCAACAACAGUCCCCAUCCUACUUAAACCCCUCACCCCAGACCUCUCAGUAUUACCACAACCACAACAACAACCCAUACUUUCUCCACGGGUUGAUGAACAUGGGCGGGUCGUCUUCCUCCGUGAUGGACAACAAUGGCGGAAGCUCUAGCGGGAGUUAUAGCGGAGGAGGGUAUCUUGGAAUGGCUACAAACUCCAACUCAGGCGGCAAUGGAGGAGGAGGAGGAGGAGAGGAGCUUGCAGUAGUGAAAGUUGAUUACGAUAUGCCAUCCGGGACCUAUACCGGGUGGUCAGGUGACUCGGUGCAGGGUUCGAAUCCUAACAUUUUCAGUAUGUGGAAUGACUGAUUGAUCGAAAUGUUUUUGCAUGCAAAUUAAAUGUUGCAGGAAUAUGUUGAAUUGAACUUCUAACUUUUUUGCAAAUGGUGCACGGAACCCUAAGCUAAGCUAGCAAUAUUUGUAUUUCAA